AUGUCGAUCGCCCCUAAACGCGCCCCCAAACUCAUAUACUUCUCCGCGUGGUUCUGCCCGUUCGCCCAUCGAGCGACGCUCGCGUUGGAGCAUUACGCGCACGGCGGAGAGAUUUCCUACGAGUGGAAGGAAUCGCUCGGAUGGGAAAAACGCAAGUCAACCUCGAGUGAGGUGAAGACGAAACACGAGAAUUGGUACCAUUACAAGUCCCCAGAGCUACUGAGACACAACCCGCUGGGCAUGGUGCCGACACUCGUGACGCCGGCGACGUAUGAGGAUAAAGAUGGAGAUCCAUCGCGGAACGUGGUGACGGAGAGCUUGGUGUGCGUACAGUUUAUCGAUGAACUCGUUCGGGGAAACGCGUACGCCGGGGAGACGGCGGCGAUCAUGCCGAGCGACCCGUACGCGCGCGCGAAGGCGAGAGUGGACGCCGACUGGGUGAACAAAAACGUAUGCUCGAGGUAUUAUCACGUCCUGGUGCGACAAGAGGCGAGCGAGCAGAGAGAAGCGUUUGAAAAGCUCGUGGAGGGGCUGGAGACAUUCGCGGCGUGGUGCGGCAGCGGAGAAGGGAAGUUCUAUGGUGGACAAACGACGCCCGGAUUGGUGGACUACGCGCUCUUUCCAUGGGCGUGGCGCCUCCCGGUGUUCGAGCACUACCGCGGGAUGGAUUUCAAGAUUCCUCGCACCGCGGCACUGAAAUCGUAUCACGAUUGGAUGGAAGCCAUGCUCGCGCGAGAGCAAGUUCGCAAGACGCUUCCACCGUGGGACGAUUACUUGGAACACAUUGGACGAUACGCCGACGGGAGCGCGCGAUCGAAAGUCGCCAACGCAGUCCGCAGCGGCCGUGCGGCGCACGAUUACGACGACAAGGAGGACAACACCGAUAGUUGA
This is a messenger RNA of Ostreococcus tauri, 891 nucleotides long. RefSeq names its product Thioredoxin-like fold. The coding region runs from base 1 to 891 and encodes 296 amino acids. Gene Ontology annotation, molecular function: glutathione transferase activity. Lineage: Eukaryota; Viridiplantae; Chlorophyta; Mamiellophyceae; Mamiellales; Bathycoccaceae. Gene Ontology annotation, cellular component: cytoplasm. The transcript is spliced from 2 exons. The record is from RefSeq and is a predicted model, not a curated record.